AUGCCGACUGCAGCUGGAACCUGCUGUAAGGACGGGAAGAUCGAUUAUUGCGAGCAGAACACAGCUUACACAGCCUCGAACCCACCAAACCCUUCGUCGACACCAGAGAGUCCAAGCACAUCAUGCUACAACGGGGGAGGCCCCACUGCAACGAUCGAUAUUGGGACUGUGCAAGGAACGACUACUUCAAUGCCAGCAGCGACAGCAGCAGUGAAUCAGUACUUGGGCAUUCCCUUUGCAAAGAGUCCACCCACGAGAUUUGCACCUCCCGAGUCCAUACAGUCAUCAGGACAGACGAUCAAUGCCACCGCGUUCAAGCCCGCGUGUAUCCAGCAAUUCUCAGGACCAGCGCCUGUCGCAGAGAUAACCAAAGCCGUGUUCAACAAUCCUGGGGGCCCUGCUCCAGAGGAGAGUGAAGACUGCUUGUACUUGAAUGUAUACGCCCCAAGUUCUCCAGCGCCCUGCGAUGGACGUGCAGUGCUAUUCUGGAUUUAUGGCGGAGGAUUGCAGCUGGGGACUGCAGGCCAACAGUACUAUGAUGGUAGCACGCUCGCGGCUUACGAGGAUGUCAUUGUCGUCACGGUUAAUUACAGGACGAAUGUCUUUGGUUUUGCCACGUCCCCCGAACUCCCCAUCACCGAACAGAACCUUGGCUUCUUGGACCAACGAGCAGGUCUUGACUGGGUUCAGCGCAACAUCGCAGCAUUUGGUGGCUCACCGGACAAAGUCACCAUCUUCGGCGAGUCUGCUGGCGGCUGGAGUGUGGAUGCUCUAUUGACAUCAUAUAACAAGGGAGACACCGUUCCAUUCCGUGGAGCGAUCCUACAAAGUGGCCAAACCUCGUUCAGGUCGCAGCCGCGCCCUUUGACCUACGAACGAUGGGGUCAACUCGCUGCAGCGUUGAAUUGCUCGACGAGCUAUAGCAGCAACUUGACCUGUAUUCGCGCAGCAAACGCGACGACUAUCAAAUCCAUCAAUGAACAGCAGGGUCUGGAGUUCAGCCCAGUAUUCGACAACAGAACCUUCUUCGUCAAUGCAGCCGAAAGACGCGCACAAGGGCUCAUCCCCAGCAUACCCGUCCUCGGCGGAUCGAACGCGCAAGAAGGCCGAGUGUUCCAGAUCGGCCAGAAUGAUUCCCGACCAUUUCUCGAACAAAUCACAGCCAACAACAGCGCCGCCAUCGAUGCCAUUGCCGCCGCCUAUCCUCUGAGCGGCUUCGACUCCGGCCCGACGCCAUACGAUCAGCUCUCGCAAAUCUACACCGAAUACCUCUUUCAAUGCCCCGCCGGACUGUGGGCCAACGCCUCUGCAGCGGCCGGGAUUCCCACCUGGCAAUACUAUUACAAUGCCUCGUUCUCCAACGUCCAACCCGUAGCGGGAAUUCAAGCUUUGGGUGCCUAUCACUCGAGUGAAAUCCCUCUCGUGUUUGGAUCAUAUUUGCCAAUCAAUGAGACCACGCAACAGUAUGCCCUCCUCAAGACCAUUCAGGGCGCAUGGGCGAGAUUUGCAAAGAAUCCUGCUGGUGGGCCGGGUUGGAAUCCCGUGGGCACCGGCUCGGCGAGUCAGGUGUUGGGUGCAGCACGAGGGAUCGGUCCCACGGGGGCGAUGGAAGUUGCAGGUGGUAUCUACUUCAAUGACAAUUCCACUCUGCCGGGUAGUUUGGAUAUGGCAGUUCUUGGGACGCGUGGUUCGAUACUGAGCUCGGGGAUUACGGUUAUUAACUCUGCGGAAGUCAAUUCUCGAUGUGGGCUUUUUGCACCGAGAUAUAGUGCGAUUGCUGCGAUGGAUAUGGUCACGGCGGCGGCGGCAGCAGCAGCAGCAGCGGAAUACAUACCUACCUAG
Molecule: messenger RNA, 1842 nt
Organism: Sphaerulina musiva SO2202
Lineage: Eukaryota; Fungi; Ascomycota; Dothideomycetes; Mycosphaerellales; Mycosphaerellaceae
Product: alpha/beta-hydrolase
Exons: 4
Coding region: 1-1842 (613 amino acids)
Molecular function (GO): cholinesterase activity
Source: RefSeq, a predicted model, not a curated record